This is a messenger RNA of Eutrema salsugineum, 849 nucleotides long. RefSeq names its product outer envelope pore protein 16-3, chloroplastic/mitochondrial. The coding region runs from base 141 to 620 and encodes 159 amino acids. Gene Ontology annotation, molecular function: transmembrane protein transporter activity. The record is from RefSeq and is a predicted model, not a curated record. Lineage: Eukaryota; Viridiplantae; Streptophyta; Magnoliopsida; Brassicales; Brassicaceae. The transcript has 3 exons. Gene Ontology annotation, biological process: protein insertion into mitochondrial inner membrane. Gene Ontology annotation, cellular component: TIM22 mitochondrial import inner membrane insertion complex.
AGGCUUUCUCUGGCUCUCUACCGCGUCUCGUCUCCGAAGAACAACAUCGAGAAUUUCGUUGAGCUCAUCAACUGAAUUCGCUCUCGUCACUUUGUUCGCCUCUCGUUUCUUCGAAUUUCCAAAGAACGGUAGAAGAAACCAUGGAUCCAGCUGAAAUGAGAUACUUGGAAGAAGAGGAUGGUCCAAUGAUGAAGACAAUCAAAGGUAGUGUCACUGGUUUUGGUGCUGGGACUAUUUACGGAACCAUUUUAGCGACAUGGAAAGACGUUCCAAGAGUGGAGAGAAAUGUGGCUCUUCCAGGACUCAUCAGAACACUGAAGAUGAUGGGAACACACGGGCUGACUUUCGCUGCCAUUGGGGGCGUUUACAUCGGUGUUGAACAGCUGGUUCAGCAUUAUAGAUCAAAGAGAGACUUUUUCAAUGGCGCUAUUGGUGGUUUUGUGGCUGGAGCUUCUGUGCUUGGCUAUAGAGCAAGGAGCAUCCCGACAGCGAUAUCUGCAGGUGCAGCUCUAGCUGUAACCUCUGCUUUGAUUGACUCUGGAGGUCAGACCACAAGAGUAGACAAUGGCAGAGAAUAUUAUCCUUACACCGUCGAGAAAAGAGCUGAAGCUGAUGCCUGAUUUCUCUUUUGGUGACUGAUAUCAAUAAGCUGUGCAUUCGCUGAUCUUGAGAUUAUCUCUCGUUUUUUGUUUUGUUUAAUGUAUCUGGUAAUGUGAAAUCAUAAAACGCUUUGCUCUUUUUUCCUCAUGUUUUUUCUGGAGAGUGACUUGCAUGCAUCUUUUGUCUGAAUGUUUCCUACAAUAAAAAUAUCAACUUUGUCCGCAAAUGUAAGAAAUGCAAUUGUGAUCA